AUGACAAAAGCAGCGGUAACCUCAUUCACGGACCCGCUAAAACGCAUUCGAGGACUGGAAAGUGGCACCGAGAAGUUGCUUCACAACACGACAAUAGCGAUUCUCGUGUUUCUUUUCAUCCUACUCGCCUCAAAACCAAUGUUCGGAAGCCCAAUAGUAUGCCAGGUGCCGAAAGAUUGGCCAAGUUCAUCUGUCGACUAUUUCACUGAUAUCUGCUAUUAUGGGCAACGAGAGAAAGUCGAUAUUCAGCAUAGAAUUAGCCGAGCAGGAGGGAGGGGUACUGUAACAGUUAAUUUGACCACUGGAACUUCCGAAUUUUAUAUGUGGGUCCCACUGGUUCCGAUUCUUCUUGUCGCCCUUUGCCUACUUCCGGCUUUUUUUUGGAAAUUCGUGGGAUUGGAUUGUUUCAAUGGAAUGGAUAUUGUUUCAUUUUUGGAAUUUUACGAACAAACUGAUGAUCCGGGUGAACGACUCGUUGAAAUGGAGGGUUGGAGACGUAGAAAAUUGGCUGCUCAAUUGAAUAAAUGGAUUAUGGCGAAGAGAAAUUUCUUCUGCGGUCUCUCACAAACAAUGAUCAUCUACGUCCUAAUGAAAUGGUUCCGAACUAUUCUUUUCAUUGCUCAAUUCUGGAUUAUUGCCGACGUUUUUGGAGAUGGAAAUUUCUUUUGGGGCUAUGCUGAUUUAGCCCGAAUUGCUAAUGGAGAUUCGAUAAAUCCACUCAAAGGAUCAUUCACGUUAAUUUCAGGAUGUCGAGUUCAACGAUUGGCGAUGUCAAUCGGAUUCUAUCGUAGUUACACAAAUGCUCAUUCAGCUGUUGCUCGAUGUAUGCUCUCAGCGAACUUUCUGAACGCUAAGGCAUUUCUCGUACUUUAUUGGUGGUUUCUGCUUGUCUCGUUCAUUUCACUGUGUUCUGCAAUUCAUUAUACAAUUAUUCUACUCGUUCCACAGUAUCGACGACACGAGUUCAAAUCGAUGAUUCGAACUGAAGAUCAUUUCAUCGAACGAUACGGUGAACCACAUCCAAACCUACAUCUCGGUAAAGAAGCUCCAUUAGAAUAUCUCGUUGAACAUCUCGGAAACGAUGGAUUCUUGGUAGUUGAAAUGGUAUAUGAUAUGCUUCAUCAUUACGAAUGUGAUCGUUUUACUGAACAUAUAUGGAUGCAUAUAAUUGUUCAUAAUGGAGAAGAAGAUUUUGAAGAUGAUGAGAUUGAGAACAAGAAAAUCAAAAUUGUUGAUGAAAUGGAAAUGGACGGAGCCGGAGAUCGUAAUAGUGGUGGAAUAGACAAAAAAGAGACCAACGACUGGUCAUCGUCUGCUGGUACAUCCAAGAAUAAGGAUUCCACUUCUAAAGUUUCUUUAAGCGCAUCGCAGCCAUCAAUGAUGAUGUCCGAAUCUGAUGAGGAACCAAUGAUCAGUCCAGCCGUGUUCACUUCUUUAUCUUCAUAGACUACUGGCCCCACUUAAUCAAUUGUUUAGAUUCAUUAGAUUCGUUAUAGACGCAUUUUCUCGAUUAUUUUACUAUGUUUUACCUUCCGCUGUACUUUUUUCUCUCUUUUGUUCUCAUGUAACUGCCGUUUUUUGCUCUUGUUUUCCGUUUUUUUCACCAAUUUCAAUUGUUCUUUUAAAGUAGCUGUAUUGAAAAAUCGUUUAGAUUUG
Messenger RNA from Caenorhabditis elegans, 1656 nucleotides. It is a transcript of the gene inx-21, whose product is annotated as Innexin. Lineage: Eukaryota; Metazoa; Nematoda; Chromadorea; Rhabditida; Rhabditidae. The record is from RefSeq and is marked reviewed. Bases 1 to 1446 code for a protein of 481 amino acids. The transcript has 9 exons. Gene Ontology annotation, biological process: transmembrane transport. Gene Ontology annotation, cellular component: plasma membrane; membrane; gap junction.